GUCGCGACGGUGACGGCGGCAAAUACAGACGUCAGGCGUCUGACGAAAAAAUUAAUUAAUUCCCCCGGGAAAUUCACGGGGGAAAAUGGAUUUUCCCGUGAAUUUAUCGGGCUGUCAGAACUUGAAGUUCUAUUCGUUCUACUGAAAGUCUGGAUGAAACAAUUUUAUUUCGAAUAUCCUCGUAUCCCAAGCCUCAGGCUCUUCUAUGGGUCACGUGAAAAGCGCGCCUUAUUACGUAAUUUUAAUUCAAGAGAGAGACAUCCAUUUGCCACGCCCCCGCUCCAAUGUUUUGUGUUUUCUUUUUGUUAAUUGUGUUUUAGAAUGGAAAAAUUAGAAUCUGAUAGGACCUGUCUCCACCCACAAUGACGGAAUACUGGUUGAUAUCUGCCCCUGGGGACAAGACAUGUCAGCAAACGUGGGAAACAAUGAACAAUCUCACGUCCAAGCAAAAUUCCUUAUCCUUAAACUACAAAUUCCACAUCCCCGACCUAAAAGUCGGUACCCUGGAUCAAUUGGUAGGAUUAUCUGAUGAUCUGGGUAAACUCGAUGCCUUUGUCGAACAAGUAACCCGCAAAGUUGCUGCCUACUUGGGUGAAGUACUAGAGGAUCAGAGAGACAAAUUGCACGAGAAUUUGAUGGCCAACAAUAGUGACUUGCCGUCUUACAUUACUCGUUUUCAAUGGGACAUGGCUAAGUAUCCGAUUAAGCAGUCAUUGAGGAAUAUUGCUGAUAUCAUUAGCAAGCAAGUUGGACAGAUUGAUUCCGAUUUGAAGACCAAGUCGACGGCGUAUAAUAAUCUUAAAGGAAGCCUCUCCAAUCUCGAAAAGAAGCAAACCGGAAGUUUACUAACUCGCAAUCUCGCUGAUCUCGUGAAGAAAGAGCACUUUAUCCUGGAUAGCGAGUACCUCUCAACUCUUCUCGUAAUCGUUCCAAAAUCCAACUUCCAAGAGUGGAAUGCUAUAUACGAGAAGCUCACAGACAUGAUUGUACCUCGGAGCAGCCAAAUGAUUACCCAGGACUCGGAAUACGGUCUCUUCACGGUGACACUUUUCAAGAAAGUCGCUGAGGAGUUUAAACUCCACGCGCGCGAGAAGAAAUUCAUCGUUCGUGAUUUUACGUACAACGAGGAGGAACUCGCAGCUGGGAAAAAUGAGAUCACCAAACUGGUGACUGAUAAGAAAAAACAAUUUGGACCUCUUGUUCGCUGGCUAAAAGUCAAUUUCAGCGAGUGCUUUUGCGCAUGGAUUCACGUCAAAGCCCUCCGGGUUUUCGUGGAGUCCGUUCUGAGAUAUGGAUUGCCUGUAAAUUUCCAAGCAAUUCUUCUGCACCCGAAUAAGAAAAAUACCAAGAGAUUGAGGGAUGUGCUUAAUCAGUUGUACGCGCACUUGGACUCGUCCGCAUCGGGGGCGGGCGGUGGUAAUCAAGAUAGUAUGGAUAUUCCUGGACUGGGUUUCGGUCAGAACGAGUACUAUCCCUACGUCUAUUACAAAAUAAACGUCGAUAUGGUUGACAAUAAGGUUUAAGGAAUUAAAAAGAACACUGUGUCAAUAUUAACGUCCUCUAGGCGCACAUGCUACUAUUAUUUCCUCCUUUAAUUCGUCUGUCAUUGAGUCUCACGUUGCAGGUGCGUGAGACAGAAAUAAUUGUCAUUUGAGUGGAGAUCAUACGAUUUAUUUGAAUUUCCGCGUAAUUUUUGAGGAUAGACACCUGCGAUUUCCAGCAUUGUAGUAAUUAAAGAUAAUUCCAAUCGGAUCAUGUUGGCAUAUUAAUUCGACAGAGGGAACAGCAUUGUAAAUAAUUAUCACAAGAUUCAUGCGGAAUUACUAAAACACUUGAAAAUAAUGGACGUUAAAUUAAAAUCCGAUCCUGGUUUGAUCGGUAUUUUUACAAUGUAUUCCAGCUCCUCAUUAUUCUGUUCAAUUCCUGGUUUUAAUCGAGUUCAGAGAGAAAACUAUUCUAUUGUAAGAUUUAUGAAUGUUAAAAUUGUUUGAAUGGCGUUUUGAAUUAGUAUUAUGAGGCGUGAGGAAGUUAUUUAAACAAUUACGAUGAGAAUCGCACUAGGAAUAGUUUUCCAAGUGAUUUUCCGGUCACCAUCGUUUCUGGAAAUUUUAUGAGUGACGAAAUACUAGGAAUUGUAUUGCAAUGUCGAGAGGUUCGGUUAUCAUUCAGUAUUUUUUUACGACAACGAGAAACACUCAGACUUUUGAAAUGAUAAUCAUUUCUGCAAUAACCACUUCAUUUAGGGAAGAAUACAAUGGGAGAAUCUCGUUAGAAAAAUAGAAAUUUUUUGGCUUUCUUCUGUGAGAGAUAAAAAUGAAAAGAAUUUCGCAUGUGUUCCUCUCCCCUAUUUUCAUAAAGACACCAUGCGAAGAGCCUCAGACGCAGCUGCGAGUGUGACAAAACGCCGAGAUGAACUUGUAUAUUGUAGAUACAAAUUGGUUAUGCGAUUGUUCAGAUCCACUGUACAUCGAUUAUCAAAUAAACUGUAAAGGUAUGAAUAAAUAUCCCGUUCCGUUA
Molecule: messenger RNA, 2517 nt
Organism: Fopius arisanus
Lineage: Eukaryota; Metazoa; Arthropoda; Insecta; Hymenoptera; Braconidae
Gene: Vha44
Product: V-type proton ATPase subunit Vha44
Exons: 6
Coding region: 363-1523 (386 amino acids)
Biological process (GO): proton transmembrane transport
Cellular component (GO): vacuolar proton-transporting V-type ATPase, V1 domain; lysosomal membrane
Molecular function (GO): proton-transporting ATPase activity, rotational mechanism
Source: RefSeq, a predicted model, not a curated record